AUGGCUGUGACUUUAAUGACCCUUAUUCCAAAAGACCCUUCCGAUAUUCAGUCUGACACAGGCUCCGAAUUCCAAUCACUCCGACUUCCUACGCUGAAGGAUUUCAUAUUUCUCAAAGUAUUAGGCAAAGGAAGUUUUGGCAAAGUGAUGCUCGCGGAACAAAAAGCCACGGGUGAAGUAUUCGCUGUGAAAGUGCUGAAGAAAGAGGUCAUUCUACAGGACGAAGAUGUCGAGUGCACGCUGACUGAAAGACGUAUCUUGGUCCUCGCCGCACAUCAUCCAUUCCUAACCGCCCUCUAUUGUGCCUUUCAAACAGAGGAUCGGUUGUUCUUUGUCAUGGAAUACGUAAAUGGCGGAGAUCUGAUGUUCCAAAUCCAGCGUGCUCGUCGGUUCGAUGAAGCUCGAGCGCGGUUCUACUCUGCCGAAGUUACUCUGGCCCUCAUGUUUUUACAUCAACAUCAUAUUGUCUAUCGGGAUUUGAAGUUAGACAACAUCCUCUUAGAUGCGGAAGGACACUGUAAGCUCGCGGAUUUCGGCAUGUGCAAAGAGGGCAUGACUCCGGGAAAAACGACAUCCACAUUUUGCGGCACACCAGACUAUAUCGCUCCAGAG
Messenger RNA from Echinostoma caproni, 612 nucleotides. The record is from the annotation of a GenBank genome assembly. NCBI's taxonomy places the organism in Eukaryota, Metazoa, Platyhelminthes, Trematoda, Plagiorchiida, Echinostomatidae.